Molecule: messenger RNA, 423 nt
Organism: Spodoptera exigua (beet armyworm)
Lineage: Eukaryota; Metazoa; Arthropoda; Insecta; Lepidoptera; Noctuidae
Source: the annotation of a GenBank genome assembly
GGCGGCGCUUUUAGCAGACUGAAGUUGCCACCAGUCAAUAGCAUGAGUCGAUCGGAUCGUCUCAUUAGUUCGAUGAAGCUGUACAAAUAAUAAAACACAAUCGAAUUUACUGCACAAUGUGUAUGAAAUACCCAGUGGAAUUGUUUUCGAUUAACCACGAUUUAGUUUAAACAAUGAGAGUGAAGUUUUUUAGUUUAUUUAUCAUUGUUCUUGUGAUAUUAGCUUUAAGUAUACAAGGGUCCAAUGCAGCAGUGAAAAAGAAACGAACCUGUAGAUAUGACUGCACAGAGCUCUGUCAGCUUCAGGGUACAAGCCACGGGACCUGUCAAGGGUCGAUAUGCAAGUGUUCCUCUUUAAACACCGUAGUUGAACAUAUAAACGAGCAUGAGACUUAAGUACAAAUAAAAAUUUGAUUUCAUCUUC